This is a messenger RNA of Anopheles gambiae (African malaria mosquito), 3552 nucleotides long. RefSeq lists its product as uncharacterized. The coding region runs from base 744 to 2849 and encodes 701 amino acids. The record is from RefSeq and is a predicted model, not a curated record. The transcript is spliced from 3 exons. NCBI's taxonomy places the organism in Eukaryota, Metazoa, Arthropoda, Insecta, Diptera, Culicidae.
GGCUCGUUCGCCUUCCAUUGACAUUUGAUAAUAUACCGCGAAAGCGUCCACACACAGGUGAGCGAUCGAGUGUGCGCGGUCGCUUUGUGUUCCGGUCGUCUUCAGUUCACGAUCGGGAGUUUAAGCCAGUUCCGCGUUGGACGUUAAUCUAAAAUUUGUUUCACACUCAGAGUGCUAUUGCGUGCGUGGUUGAAUGAGACGCCGUUCACAUACAUUGUAGCCGUGUAGUGAAAAAGUACCCUCACGAGACCGGGCGAGAAUCAGACAGUUGGUGGGAAGGUCCCACACGUGACCAGAAUACGAACCGCCAAAUUACGUGCCACAAGCGUUCUUGUUGCCAAACCAAACAACAUUUGCACGGAAGCAGUACAGCAGGCAAGUCCCAGCAAGAAGGUCAAUCGUUAUUCGAACAAGUGAGCAUCGUGAAGGUGAAAGUGUUCCAAUAGUGGUUUGCCAGCAUUAUCUCCCAACGGAUACAAGACGAAUACAAUCGAAGUGCUAGUGAAGGUGCAUUAUUUUUCUGCUAUUCUGCAAGUUCGAUUUAGGAUACACAAAGCCAUCCUUCCAAACACCCUUUGAUCGUUGAAUUAUACGGUAUACGCUAGGUGGAGAAAUAUUCAAUUUCCUCUCCAAGAAGCUACCAAAAACUGGAAUUCGAGAAGCACCCAUUCUCGUGCACAAUAGCAAUAGAACGUUUUCCGCACACCGUAAAUAGUGCCUGAAGAAGAUUCGACGAAACGAAAAUGGCAUUCAACAUGAUCGCAUCGAUAGUUUGCGGCGCUUUGCUGCUCUCUACAGCGACUGCCGUGGUCAAUAAUAAUGGAAAUCAAUCGACACAGGAAGCUCAGCGGCGGGAAGCUCCCCUUGCAGAUUCUUAUGGCCCUCCGCUAGCGUCUGGACCCGAACUACCUGCUGGUGCUCCAGCAGUUGCUCAUUAUCCACCACCUCCGCCAGAUAUACCUCCACCCGCUCCCGCUCCUCCACCAGUGCAAGCUCCUCACAAGGAAUAUGGAGUUCCGGUGCAAAGUUACGGCCCUCCAAAUGUCAACAUUGAGUAUGGACCGCCGCCAGCACCUGUUCCGAAGCCCGUUUACCAUCCACAUCCCAAGCCUCAGUACCAUGGACCUCCACCAUCGCAUCACAAGAAGUCUUCAUCGUUCCUUGAACAGCUGUUCUCGACGUUUGGCUUCGGUGGAGGCGAUGAUGACCAUCAUUCCCAUCACGGCCAUCAUCAUCACGCUCCCAAGCCUGUGUAUGGUCCUCCCUCCCAACCGGCACCAGUCUAUGGGCCACCCUCAGGACCUGUAGCCCCACCAAAGCCUGUCUACGGACCACCCGCACCUGCUCCGCAGCCGAACUAUGGUCCGCCAGUCCAUCACGCACCUCCGAAACCUCUGUACGGUCCCCCAAAACCUACGUAUGGUGCGCCAUUCCAGUCUGGCUUUUCCGUGCAGUCAGCUUCCUUCGGACACCAGUCCGCUUCCUUCGGACACCAGUCCGCUUCCUUCGGACACCAUCCCGCCUCUCCAGUCCAUGCUCCACCGACUCCUCCGGAGAUCAAGUGUGACGGAUGGAAACCUAUUGCCGGUCCCGUCGUUCAGCCUGAAGUGCAUGCGCCUGAAUCAUCCUACGGUCCUCCACCGAGUGGCGACUUUUUGGGCACGCAACAUCAGCUUGAGUCUAGUGGUGCCAGCGUGGCAACCAGUGAUAUUGGGCUACAGUUGCCCAAGCUAGAGCAUGGGCCUGUCUUCAACGCCCACUCAGAGCAUCAUGCCGGUGUGGAAUUGUCCAAGGGUAACAGCUAUGAGGUUCACUCGAACUUCAUCAGCGACUCUUAUGGAGCUCCUCCGGUGGAUUCAUUCCUUCCCGGCAAGUACAAGCCUUCGUUUGCUAAGCCAUUGGCUCCACCGCCGCAGAAGCUCCAUUUUCCACCGGCUCCCCACUACGGUGCACCGCUGCGUCAUCCCGGUCUUGGCAUUUCACACGGCAGCGUGAGUGGAAACUUGAAACCAUGGCCCGUUUCUGGCUCACCACCUCGCCAUCCUAUUGCAUACCGCCCACCGGUACCGCAGGGUCUCAUCGAAUCCAUUGGACAUGCCGUUGAGCAUCAGGAAAACUUUGGAACUAAGCCAGCCUAUUCCGGCGACGUGUACCUGCCGCCGCCAACGCGUGAUGUGGCUCAUUCGGGUCCGUCGAGCUUGGAAUUGAACGCACUGCCAUCGGAACAGCCCGCUAGACCGUUCCUCACUCAGCAUCAGCUGCCCGAAGCGCAAUCCUACGCCCAGGAGCCACGCUACCAAGCGCAUGACGUUGUUUCAGUCUCCAGCGACUGUGGACAUGGCCCCACCUCUGUGGACGUCCAACAAUCGAUCCAAACGAACCAACUAUCCAUCGUCGGACCAUCGGCUACGGCCAGUUACUCAGCAGAUUACAGCAACAGUCACAGCGCUCAGGAGCACUACGCUGGCGAGAGUUCGAGCAGACACGUCCAAGCAUCCAGCCUGCCCGGACUCGACGGAGGUCUAGGAGGGUUGGAGCUGAUUUCAGCCCAGAAAUCCCAGAGCCUUACCAUCCCGGUGCAGGGCCAGCAUGGCUCCUACCAUCUGCAGUUCCAAUCGGCCGAUCCGCAAGGGGCUGGUUCUGCUCCACAUGAACAGAUCCUCUCCGAAGGGCUUUUGCAGUCAAUUUUGAGUGCUAUCGAACAGCCUCAGCAGCAUCGUGCCACGGAAGAGCAAGAUUCCUACGACCCCAACAUUGAUCACAGCGAAGUGUCCGUGUUUCUGAAAAGUCCCGAAGGUCAGAAAACGCUUCAAGAUCACCCGAACGGGCACGUAGGUCACAAGCGAUGAGCUACCACGACAUGAUGGAAUCAAGUCCCUCUCCCAACCACCUCCAUUGUUUAACUUAUUUCAUUCCCUGAACCAUCCUUCUAAGCAAUCGUCUUCCAAUAUCGAUGCUUCCUUGCGGCACACCCUUCGUGCGGCUAAUUAUCAAUCAUACCCUUCAUCGAGCAUUCCCAUCGUCACGAGGGCAGCAUCGAGGAACGUGCCGCGCAGAGACCGCAAUCUUUCAUAAAGAUGUCAUCUUGGAUGGCGUAAGCUCAGUUGCCCCGGUAUCAAACAACCGCUAUAGCCACGCGUUUCAUCUAUCAUGUGGAAAGCUAGUUGGUUCAUCAAACCAAUGUACGAGAGGUGUGUUACACCUGGGCGGCCUUUGUGACAAGAUGCUGCAAAGAGCGGGAAAAUGCACCGAAAUGCAGCGUGAGAUGACGCUGUAGAAUGAGUGUGCAAACAAGGAAGCAUAGGGUAGCAGAAGGAGAUGUGCAUUGUAAUUAAGUAUUUAAUUAUUUCAUCUACCGUUGAACAGCGCUGUUCCGCGGUCGUUACUGUAAGGGUCGCAUGGGUGUAGUGCUGGUGAGUGUAUGAACGUACGAAUGUAUGUAUACGUGUGUGAGUGUGUAUUCGUAUAUGAUAAUUGUAAUGUGCGUAUGCUAAGUAGGUGCAAGCAACAUGUAAACUACUUGGAAAAAAUAAAAUCAUAAAUAUCACGGGA